Spinacia oleracea (spinach) is the source of this 3169-nucleotide messenger RNA. RefSeq names its product G-type lectin S-receptor-like serine/threonine-protein kinase SD2-5. The coding region runs from base 558 to 3038 and encodes 826 amino acids. NCBI's taxonomy places the organism in Eukaryota, Viridiplantae, Streptophyta, Magnoliopsida, Caryophyllales, Amaranthaceae. The record is from RefSeq and is a predicted model, not a curated record. Gene Ontology annotation, biological process: protein phosphorylation. The transcript has a single exon. Gene Ontology annotation, molecular function: ATP binding; protein serine/threonine kinase activity.
CAGAAAUCCUAUGUUGCACAAUACUCGUUAUUUUAUUUUAAUUUGUAUACCAAAUUGAGAUCUUUCUUUGUUAUAGAAAGAAAACAGAGUAAAACAGGGGAGUCUAUAAAUAUAAAUUACGUUUUCAACAAUAUUAAUGAAAGAGGAAGGUGUCCCAUGUGAGCAAAUCCCACUUGUCUUUACUUUCUCUCUCUUAUGAUCCACAAACUUAAGCCAGUUGGACUUGUCUUUCAGCUGCUUGCAUUUACUACCUAUGCCAUGGCAGAAUAGGUACUCUUUCUCUUCUCCUGAUUUUGUUCCUUUCAUUUUUGCCCAACCCCGUCCUUUUGGGAUUAAACCUUUGGUAAUACCCAUUUGAUUUUUUUAAUCAAAAUUCCCAAUUUUGUUUUGUUUUUAGCAUAUAUAAUUCUAAUAGUUUUAUGUUUAGUUAGUCCAAGAUAAUUAGUUUUAAUAAUUCAAUCUUCCUGGGUUAGAAAAUUGUUAUUUUGGAGCUUAUUAGACAAUCUUAGUGCAAAUUCUUGAAUAUUGUGCAAUAAUUUUGUUUUAUAAAGUUAGUUAUGGGAAAUUGGGGUUUUCUUCACUUGAAAUACCCUCUAUUUUUGCUAUUUCUCCUAGCAUUAGGCCAAUCUUGUUUUGCUAGUAUUCAAAGAAGUAGCAGCAUACCUGUAGGGAGUCAAGGGUUUCAAGCCUCUCAAAUGGGUUUCAUUGAUAAUAAUGGGUAUUUUCUCUUAUCAAAUGAUUCAACUUUUGCAUUUGGGUUCAAACCAACUGACGAUGAUGUAACCCUGUUCCUGUUGGUCAUCUUUCACCAAGAGAGCUCCACAAUUGUGUGGACUGCUAACAGAGCCACCCCAGUUUCAAAUUCUGAUAAUUUUGUGUUUGAUACUGAUGGUAGUGUGUCCCUCUUAAGCGGAGGGAAGGCGGUUUGGAAGGCGGAUACUGGUGGGAAACCGGUUUCUGCAAUUGAACUGCAGGAUUCAGGGAACUUAGUGUUGUUUGGGAGUGAUAAUAGUACCAUAGUUUGGGAGAGUUUUAGGCAUCCUACUGAUACCCUUCUAUCAAAUCAAAAUUUUGAGGAAGGGAUGAAGCUUUCAAGUAAUCCUAACAAGGAUAACUUGACAUAUGUGCUUGAAAUCAAGUCUGGUGAUAUGGUUCUUUCUGCUGGGUAUAAGACACCUCAGACUUAUUGGUCAAUGAAAAAGGAUACUAGAAAGAUCAUUAAUAAGGAUGGUGGGGUGGUUAGUUCAGCUAGGAUUGAAUCGAAUUCAUGGAAGUUUUAUGAUGAUAGCAAGACCUUCCUAUUGCAAUUCUUGGUCCCUAAUACUAAUUCCAAUUCUAAGAAUUCGACUUGGAUUGCAGUGUUAGGGAGUGAUGGGUUUUUGGUUUUCCAAAGCAUUGGAAAGGGUUCUCAGAUGAAAAUGCCGAUUGAUCAAUGUGGAUUGCCUGAGCCUUGCGAAGCAUAUUACGCAUGUUCUAGUAACCGGUGUCAGUGUCCAACAGCAUUACUCUCACGAAAUUGUAAACCCGGGAUUUCUGAUCAGUGUGGGAACUCGAAUGAUGACAGUGUUGAGCUUGUUACUCUUGGGGAUGGGUUCAGCUACUUUGCUCUUGAGUUUGCUCAACCAUCCAUGAAAACUGAUUUGGUUUCCUGCCAGGGUUCAUGUACUGGUAAUUGCACAUGCCUUGGUUUGUUCUAUGAGGACAGCUCGCGCAAUUGCUAUCUUUUUGACAAGAUUGGGAGUUUUAUUUCUGAUACAACCUCCAAUUACUCUGUCUAUGUUAAAGUUUCUAAGCAAGAAGGUGUUGGAGGAGGAGGUAGCGGAGGAAGCAAUAAUAAGCACUUGCCAAUUGUGAUCACAAUAGUAAUCCUGACUGCAGUGAUUGUUGCGAGUAUGGUAUAUGUAGGAUACAGGUAUUACACGAAAAAGAAGGAAGUGCCACCGGGAAGCCCUCAGGAAUUCUCGGAAGAGGAUAAUUUCCUUGGGUCCUUAUCAGGGAUGCCAGUCAGAUUUAGCUACCAGGCUCUUCUCGAGGCCACCGACAACUGGCAAGUAAAGCUCGGGCAAGGAGGAUUCGGGUCAGUUUACAAAGGGAAGCUUCGAGAUGGAAGUCUUCUUGCUGUGAAGAAACUUGAAGGGGUUGGUCAAGGGAAAAAGGAGUUUCGAGCUGAAGUUAGCAUCAUAGGAAGCAUUCACCACAAUCAUUUGGUUAAACUGAAAGGGUUCUGUACUGAAGGGAGCCACCGCCUUCUAGCUUAUGAAUUCAUGGAAAACAAUUCUUUAGAAAAAUGGAUAUUUAAGAGAGAUAAGGAUAAUGAUUGUUUGUUGGAUUGGCCAACUAGGUUUAACAUUGCUGUUGGUACUGCAAAAGGACUAGCAUAUCUUCAUGAGGAUUGUGAAGUGAAGAUUGUCCAUUGUGAUAUAAAGCCAGAAAACGUUCUCCUCGAUGAACACUUUGAAGCGAAAGUAUCAGAUUUCGGGUUAGCUAAGUUGAUGACAAGAGAGCAAAGCCAUGUCUUCACCACACUUCGAGGCACACGAGGGUAUCUUGCGCCCGAAUGGAUAACAAACUACGCAAUCUCAGAGAAGAGUGAUGUUUACAGCUAUGGAAUGGUAUUGCUUGAGAUUAUUGGAGGAAGGAAAAGCUAUGAUCCAUCACUUCCUUCUGAAAAAUCCCACUUGCCAGCUUAUGCAUUCAAGAUGAUGGAGGAAGGGAAACUAUUAGAAAUCCUUGAUUCAGGUAUGAAAUAUGGGCCUGAUAAAGAGAGUGUUGGAACCGCGAUUAAGAUAGCAUUAUGGUGUAUACAAGAAGACAUGUCAAUGAGACCACCAAUGAGUAAAGUUGUUCAAAUGCUUGAAGGGAUAUCUCCUGUUCCUAUGCCUCCAACAUCAUCCCUGUCAGGUGCAAGGCUAUUUUCAAGCUUCUUUCAGUUAUCUAGCAAUGACGGCACCGGGACUGGGAGUUCAUCUGCACCGUCAGAUUGGGAUUGUAACAGCGUAGCUUACCAGUCGGCUGUCCGGCUUUCAGGGCCAAGAUAGCUUAUUCAGUUCUUCCUAUAUUGGGAUCAUAUUUCUUAUUUGUAUCUUCUUGUACAUAAUUUAGUUGAGGACAUUGAAAUUUUGGUACACUAAUAAUAUAUUCAUGUAUGAAACAUUAUAUUUUUGAGUUG